ACUUGGUGGGAAUUUCAGUAUAUGGAAAACUGUGUUCCAGCUGGUGUGAAUCCAGAGGUCUUAGUAUAGUAUUGGGACCAAAAUAUCGUGUCAGACAGCUGAGGACUCCCAGAAUCCCAUGGGUUUCUAAAUUACAUUUGCCCAGGAGCACCAUGGCCCAUGUUGUCUUGAUUCCUGGGUUCUGUUGCCGUACUGUGGGAGCCAUCUGCACUCAGGCUGCUUCGUGGAGAUCGACAGCCAGCACUUUGCGUCACCUUACUCUAACCAGCAUAAUGAAAUCCAAAAGGAAAACUGACCACUUGGAGAGAACUGCAGGUGCCCUCCGACGGGAGGUCGUGGCUGCGGCUAAGGUGUGUGAAAUUGCCCAUGAGUCUCCGUCAGUGAAGAGCCUUCGCUUGCUUGUCCCCGAUAAAGACUUCUCCUUUAAGGCUGGCCAGUGGGUUGAUUUCUUUAUCCCAGGAGUCUCAGUCGUUGGUGGGUUUUCAAUUUGCUCCAGUCCCCAACUGCUAGAACAAGAGAGAAUAAUAGAAUUGGCAGUGAAAUACACAAACCACCCUCCCGCUGUCUGGGUUCACAAUAAGUGCACACUUGACUCCGAAGUGACUCUCAGAGUGGGUGGAGAGUUCUUCUUUGACCCUCAGCCCACAGAUGCCCCUCAAAACCUCGUGUUGAUUGCUGGAGGGGUCGGGAUUAACCCCCUGCUUUCCAUCCUGCGCCACUCAGCAGAUCUCCACCGAGACCAAGCAGACAAAGGAAGUCGCUGUGAGAUAGGAACAAUAAAACUGUUCUACAGUGCAAAGAACACCAGUGAACUCCUGUUUAAGAAAAAUAUCCUCGAUUUAGUAAACGAAUUUCCUGAGAAGAUUACUUGCAGUUUGCAUGUUACAAAACAGAUGACACAAAUCAGUGCAGAACUUAAGCCAUACAUCACAGAAGGAAGAAUAACAGAGAAGGAGAUAAGAGACCACAUUUCAGCAGAGACUCGGUUCUACAUCUGUGGCCCGCCUGCGAUGACUGACUUUUUCUCUAAGCAACUGGAAAACAGCCAUGUUCCCAAGGAACACAUUUGCUUUGAGAAGUGGUGGUAGGGAGCCGGCACAGAAGAACUGAGAGCCAUUCAGGAGAGUAAGACUCUGUUUCGGGUUUGUGGGUUUGCCUCCAUCUGAGCUGUCUUUUUUUAAAGCUGUGGAACUAAGUGUCCAACCCAAGACUGAAAGAAAAAACAGCAGCAGAUUUACACAAUAAACUUGCUGUGGACUUCAUUGGUCAAGCUA
This is a messenger RNA of Peromyscus eremicus (cactus mouse), 1274 nucleotides long. It is a transcript of the gene Oxnad1, whose product is annotated as oxidoreductase NAD binding domain containing 1. Gene Ontology annotation, cellular component: mitochondrion. Lineage: Eukaryota; Metazoa; Chordata; Mammalia; Rodentia; Cricetidae. The record is from RefSeq and is a predicted model, not a curated record. Bases 153 to 1088 code for a protein of 311 amino acids. Gene Ontology annotation, molecular function: oxidoreductase activity. The transcript is spliced from 8 exons.